Microdochium trichocladiopsis is the source of this 3015-nucleotide messenger RNA. RefSeq lists its product as uncharacterized. The transcript is spliced from 14 exons. Bases 1 to 2964 code for a protein of 987 amino acids. Gene Ontology annotation, cellular component: cytosol. NCBI's taxonomy places the organism in Eukaryota, Fungi, Ascomycota, Sordariomycetes, Xylariales, Microdochiaceae. Gene Ontology annotation, molecular function: 5-oxoprolinase (ATP-hydrolyzing) activity. The record is from RefSeq and is a predicted model, not a curated record. Gene Ontology annotation, biological process: glutathione metabolic process.
AUGGCAGUAGGGGCACACUACCGCAUUGGUGUAGACGUUGACCCGGGGGAAUCGUCCGAGCCCAAUCGCGGCAUUCGGAGCGCGUUCAAGACGCCAACCACGCCAGAUGUCACGGAGGGGAUCAAGGCGGCUAUCCAGGGUGCCAUAAACAAGGCAGAUGUUACCCUGGACAGCAUUGCCUCAGUGAUGAUAGGAACCACGCAUUUUAUCAACGCUGUUGUUCAAGCAGACGAACGCCACCUGCGGCCGGUGGGUGUGAUGAGGAUAUGCGGGCCUUACACCAAGGAGAACCCGGCAUUUCUUGACUUCCCCCCGAUCCUCCGCAGAAUCAUGAGAGGCCACGUUUCCUAUCUGGAUGGCGGGCUGGAAUUCGACACGAGGGAGAUCAUGCCCCUGAAUGAGGAUCAGAUCCGCCAAGAGUGCGCUACCCUCCGCUCCAAAGGCAUCCAGGAUAUUGCCAUUGUGGGCAUCUUCUCUCCACUGGACAUCAAGGGCCUGCAGGAGGAAGCAGUCCGCAAGAUCGUGCUGCAAGAGCUGCCCGACGCAGACGUGGUGCUGUCCAGCGAGAUUGGUCAACUCGGCUACCUGGAGAGAGAAAACGCCACGAUUCUCAACACGUCAAUCUUGAAGUUCGCAAGGUCCACAAUCAAAGGCUUCAAGCAAGCCAUCUCCUUGCUGGGGCUGACGUGUCCCCUCUUUCUAACGCAAAACGACGGCACAAUCAUCGACGCGCUGCAGGCAGAAAAGUGUCCGAUCAAGACGUUCUCCAGCGGCCCCACAAACUCCAUGUCUGGGGCUGCCUACCUGUCCGGUCUAGACACGAGAGGCGCUUGGCCGACGAAUGCACAGGUCAUUGUUGCCGAUAUCGGCGGUACGACGACGGAUGUCUGCGCCCUCCUACCGUCAGGCUUUCCGCGACAAGCCGGGACCUGGGUCGAGAUUGGUGGCGUGAGAAGCUCGUUCUCCAUGCCUGAAGUCUUCUCGGUCGCCCUGGGAGGUGGCACCAAGGUCGAGGUAGACUCGGAUGGAAAAGUCCACGUGGGGCCCGAGUCCGUGGGCCACAGGUUGAUCUCUGAAGGCCUUGUCUUUGGAGGGAACACCCUGACUACUACCGAUGUUGCUGUCGCCCUCGGCAAGGCGAAUAUUGGCGACGCCAGCCGGGUUAAAGACAUCCCAGUCGAGAAGCUGUCCCAGGCACGCUCGCGCAUCAAGAAGCUUCUCGAAUACUCGGUUGACUCGAUGAAGCUCAGCGCUGAUGACGCCACCGUGAUCCUCGUUGGUGGAGGAAGUGUGGUGCACAUGGACGAUCUGGAGGGGGUGAACAAGAUUAUCCGACCGCAGUUUCACGAUUGCGCAAACGCGGUGGGUGCAGCCAUCGCCAAGGUAUCGGGGCAGGUCGAUACGGUCGAGGUACUCGAAGGUCGGGACGAGAAGGAAGUCGUGGCUGCUGCAUGCGAAGAAGCCAAGCAGAAAGCCAUUGAGGCCGGCGCGGACCCCCUGUAUGUCGAAGUGACCUCCGUGGAGAACAUGCCUCUCGAAUACGUAGCGAUGAAGGCGACCAGGUUAAUCAUACGCGCUGCGGGACCAUUGUCCAAGACGGCACUGCUGGUCAGCGGGAGGUACGAAUCUACGACCACGCACGCCGAUGAUAUCACCGAGCAUCAGAAGGCAUCGAUUAUGAGCAACCAGGAGAAGCACGCAUCAGACUUCAUCGUGAGCCCAUCGGCCUCGGUAGAUAUUCGUGACUACAGACCAGAAGUCGACGAGAAGGGGAUUUGGUGGGUGUCCGAGAUUGACUGCGAGUUCCUUGCCACAGGUUGCAGUAUCCUUGCUUGCGGCGGAGGCGGCCCUGGAUACAUGUGCUAUCUAGCAGCUCGGGCGGCUAUCCAGCAAGGGCACCGGCUACCCAUCGUGGAGGCAGAUGACCUCGAUCCUGACACAUGGGUCAUGGGGAGCGUAUCAUACGGUGCACCGACUGUCACGACGGAACGCCUCCCCAGUGGUACAGAGGCAAAGGACGCGACAGAUGCGCUUCUGACUUGCUUCCCAGGCGUCAAGAUGGGAGCCCAGAUUGCUAUUGAGAUUGGUGGCAUGAAUGGCCUGCGACCGCUGGUCACCGCCACGGAUUACAACGUUCCCACCAUUGAUGGUGACUAUAUGGGUCGCGCCUAUCCACGUCUAUAUCUCAUGACGCCGUUCCUCUUUGGAGAGUCUGCCACGCCAUGUACCCAGGCCGAUGGCAACGGCAAUGUGGUGACUGUGCACAAGGCAGCCGACUUCCACGCCGUCGAGCGUAUCCAUCGCAAGGCCGGACUGGAGCUCGGGCUUUUCAGCCAGCUGGUCUGCCCACCCAUGAACGUCAAGCGUGUCAAAGAGGUCGGAACUCUUGGAACUACAUCACUGGCUUGGUACAUUGGCCGUGCCGUCUACCUCGCCAAGCAGCGGAAGACAAGUAUUAUGGACGCGAUCAUGGAGGCCAACCCAUCCGGACGCAUUCUGUACACUGGCAAGAUCAUCUCCCUGACCCGACAUGUCUCCUCGGGCGGCUACACAGAGGGUCUGGUGGAACUCAAGCCCAUCGGCGCCGACGAGCAAGAGUACGGCGACACUGCCCUCACUGACACACGUCACAUGCGUCUUCCUUUCCAGAACGAGUAUCUGUACGCCGAGCUCUUCAACCCUGGCCAGAGCACCAAGGACAGAGGCGAGAUCCUGUGCACGGUGCCGGACUUGAUCUCGCUGGUCGGCACGGACGGCUACGCCCUCGGCACGCAGGAUCUCAGGUACGGGGUCCGUGUCACCGUCGUUGCCUUUACGGCGCAUCCUCACUGGUACACGGAGAAGGGAAUCGAGGUUGGAGGUCCAAAGGAGUUUGGGUACAAGGACUUGGAUUUUGUACCACUCGGGAAGCCCUACUAUGAACCGAAACGGGUGACAAAGGAGUUCAGACCCAGCCGUGCUUGAAACGCUAUAUAAAUCUUGAACACAAUCAGCUGUGAAAUAGUCACCUGGUCA